CUCUUUGCCCAUUUUCCCCGCCAUUUGUAUCCCUCAUUGCUCUCCCUAAUUCUCUCCUUCUAGGGCUCCAAACUCUCUUUGCAACUCAUAAAACCCUAAUUCUCUUCUAAUUACCCCUAUACUUCCACCUUAUUACAUGAUUGCCAUUUCCGCGCUACUCUACAUCACUCUCUAUUCAUGCUUUUACUUUGCCACUCUUUAACUCACCGGUUAAUCAAUCGAUGAGCUAUUCAAAUUCAUAUGCAACCGGCUCUGCCUCGGGCUGGACCUCUGGCUCCGUUCCACGGGGCAUAGGACUAUCCAACACGAUACACUCGGAGGUUGCCCCGUGCUUGCCACUGCCUUCGCUUCCGGUGUUCUGUGGCGCAUCGGAUCCGCACUUCCGGUUAUUCGAUGAAACUGGUGGUACUAGCGUUAGAGGUGUUUUGUCUUUCAAUCGAAGUGAAAUUCUCUCUCAGUCUGCUCGAAUCGCUGAUCUGCUUCGAGAAACGGACGUUUCCUACCUGAAUCUUAGAGAUGAGACGAGGCCAAUUCCAUUUGAAUUAGUUGAGCCUUCAGAGCUUCAUGACCUGGUUCUUCAAUGCAAUCGUGAAGCAUUCAAGUAUGUAACUCCCGAUAAGAAGCAAAUUUCCAGAAGUACAGUAUUUGAAAGCAAGCCCAUUGGGCCUAGUAUACCUCUUCCGAGUCAAGGUCAAAGGGACUAUGGUGCAACUCAAAAUCAGCAGUUCAACUCCAUUCCUAAUGACAUUGGAUCAUCUACAAGAAAACCGAAAGCCAAGAAGAAGGGCACUGAUGAUGUGCCGCUGUUGGUUCAGCCAGAUCCUGCUGAGCUUCAAGAUGCCGCCAUUGGAAGCUUCUGUGAUGUGCUAGAGGAAUUCUGUGGAAGAGCCGAAAUCAUGAGUGAUGAGCGGGAUGACGCAGAAUGGUUGUCAGUGCCUGUAUCUGAUGUUAGAAUGCUUGUGAAUGAAAUAAUGUCCAUAUGUUCAAAAAAGCUUCUACAUUUGGUUCCUGUAGAUAUUCUUGUAAGGCUCUUGCGGGUCCUAGAUCAUCAGAUACACCGAGCAGAAGGUUUGUCUGUUGAUGAAUGUGAACAUGAUUCAGAUGCAGUCUCCCUAGUCUUUUGUGCCCUGGAAUCCAUUCAUGCAGCUCUAGCUGUAAUGGCUCAUAAUAACAUGCCAAAGCAACUGUAUAAAGAAGAGAACAUUGAAAGAAUUCUUGAGUUCUCUAAGCAUCAGAUAAUGGAUGUUAUGUCGGCAUAUGAUCCAUCAUAUCGUGCUUUGCAUAAGCCAAGUGAAAAUGGGCCACCUGAAGGUGAUGAAGAUGAAGAACUUGAGACUGAAUAUGGUUCAGCAAGCAAGAGAAGGCGUACUCAAAAGAGUACAAAACUGAAGAAAUCAACAUUAAACAAGGUCUCUGGUGCUGUGAAUGCUAUACUACAGAAACUGUGCACUGUUCUUGGUUUGCUGAAGGAUUUGUUAUUGAUAGAGAGGUUAUCUGAUAGUUGCAUUUUACAACUGUUGAAGACAAGCUUUACAACGUUUUUGGUGGAUAAUAUCCAACUCUUGCAAUUGAAGGCAAUUGGUUUAAUUGGCGGGAUAUUCUAUUCAUAUGCACUGCACCGAACAUAUGUUAUAGAUGAAGUUGUUCAACUUCUCUGGAAGUUACCAUUUUCAAAACGAGUACUAAGAGCCUACCAUCUGCCCGAUGAAGAACGGAGGCAGAUUCAGAUUAUUACUGCUUUGUUGAUUCAAUUGGUUCACAGCAGUGCAAACCUUCCUGAUCCUUUGAGGGAAGCGUCAAGUGGUAAUUCUAUUUUAGAAGUCUCUUUGGAUGCUAGUUAUCCAACCAAAUGCCAUGAAGCGGUCACAGAAACAUGCUGUCUUUUCUGGACCCGAGUCCUUCAGCGCUUCACAACUGUAAAGAAUCAGGAUGCUUCUGAACUGAAAGUGAUGAUAGAAAAUAUUGUUACAGAUCUACUAACAACUCUGAAUUUACCCGAAUACCCUGCAUCAGCUCCCAUCCUGGAGGUUCUUUGCGUAUUGCUGCUCCAGAAUGCUGGGCUGAAAUCCAAGGACAUCUCUUCUCGUUCCUUGGCCAUUGAUCUUCUGGGUACUGUUGCAGCAAGAUUGAAGCAGGAUGCUGUCAUUUGCUGCAGGAACAAAUUUUGGAUAUUAAUGGAAUUGACUGAUGGUGAUAAUGUCGACCAGAGUUAUCCUAAAGAUGCUUGUUGUGUUUGCUUAGCUGGAAUAGUUGAGAAAGCAGUGUUUAUGUGUCAAGGUUGCCGUAGAUUGUUUCAUGCUGAUUGCAUGGAAGUAAGAGAACAUGAAGCUCCUUAUCGGAGUUGGCAAUGCCAGAUUUGUGUCUGCAAAAAGCAACUAAUUGUGUUACAAUCAUACUGCAAAUCACAGAGCAAGGAAGAGGGGAAAAAGAACAAUAUUCGAUUGGAAAAGGAUUCUAAAGCCUGUGAUCCCAUUACAAAAGUUGAAAUUGUUCAACAGUUGCUCUUGAAUCACCUCCAAGAUUCUGCAUCUGCUGAUGAUGUGCAUCUUUUUGUUCGAUGGUUCUAUCUAUGUUUAUGGUACAAAGAUGAUCCAAAAUCUCAGCAGAAACUCAUUUACUACCUUACAAGACUUAAAUCAAAUCUUGUCGUGCGUGAUACUGUGACUAACUAUUCAAAGUUGAAGAGGGAUUCAGCAAAGAAGAUUACUUUAGCACUGGGUCAACUUAGUUCCUUCUGCAGAGGUUUUGAUAAGAUUCUUCAUGUGCUUCUGGCAAGUUUAAGGGAGAAUUCUCCUGUAAUUAGGGCCAAGUCUUUACGAGCAGUUAGUAUUAUUGUAGAAGUUGAUCCGGAAGUAUUAUGUGACAAACGUGUUCAAAUGGCUGUUGAAGGAAGAUUUUGUGACUCCGCAAUAUCUGUAAGAGAAGCAGCAUUAGAACUUGUUGGUAGGCAUAUUGCUUCACAUCCUGAUGUUGGGCUGAAGUAUUUUGAGAAAGUUGCUGAGAGGAUAAAAGACACAGGAGUAAGUGUUAGAAAACGAGCUAUCAAAAUUAUCCGAGAUAUGUGCACCUCAAAUGCUAACUUCUCUGAAUUUAAGACUGCUUGUAUUGAAAUCAUUUCUCGCAUUAGUGAUGAUGAGUCAAGUAUUCAGGAUCUUGUUUGCAAGACCUUUUAUGAGUUCUGGUUUGAGGAACCAUCAGGUUUGCUGACACAAUAUUUUGGAGAUGGUAGUUCUGUGCCCUUGGAGGUGGCUAAGAAGACUGAGCAAAUUGUUGAGAUGUUGAGGAAGAUGCCAAGCCAUCAGCUUCUUGUCACUGUCAUUAAGCGCAACCUAGCCCUUGAUUUUUUCCCACAAUCAGCUAAAGCUGCUGGGAUCAAUCCUGUGUCAGUUGCAUCAGUUCGUAAGCGCUGUGAGUUGAUGUGCAAGUGCUUACUAGAAAAGAUAUUGCAGGUAGAGGAAAUGAGCAGCAAGGAAAUGGAAGUGAGCACGCUACCUUAUGUGCUGGCACUGCAUGCAUUUUGUGUUGUGGAUGCUACGCUUUGUGCACCAGCUUCUGACCCUUCCCAAUUUGUAGUCACUCUGCAGCCAUAUCUCAAGACUCAGGUUCUUGUUGACAACCGAGCAGUUGCACAUUUACUGGAGAGUAUAAUCUUUAUAAUUGAUUCUGUUGUUCCAUUGAUCCGAAAGUUGCCUCAAAGUGUUGUUGAAGAGCUUGAACAAGAUUUGAUGCACAUGAUUGUUCGGCAUUCAUUUUUAACAGUUGUCCAUGCUUGCAUCAACUUUCAAAUUUAUGGCAGCGUGGAUCUUGUUUCUCAUGUCAGGUGUCUAUGCUCUUUGAGUGGAGUAGCAGGAAAGGGUGCUGCUGUUGUUGAGUAUCUUAUCCAGGUAUUCUUCAAACGUCUGGAUGCUCUGGGAACUGAUAACAAGCAGCUAUUGUGCCGUUCUCUUUUUUGUCUUGGAUUGCUUAUUCGCUAUGGGAAUUCUUUGCUGAGCACCUCUGGUAACAAAAAUAUUGAUGUUGUUAGCAACCUCACCUUGUUUAAAAAGUAUCUACAAAUGGAGGAUUUUGGUAUAAAAGUCAGAUCUUUGCAGGCAUUAGGUUUUGUUCUAAUUGCUAGGCCUGAGUAUAUGCUGGAAAAGGACAUCGGGAAAAUAUUAGAGGCAACUUUAUCUUCUGGUUCUGAUGUUCGUCUUAAGAUACAAGCAUUGCAAAACAUGUACGAGUAUCUUCUUGACUCUGAAAGUCAAAUGGGAGCAGAUAAAGUCAGCAAUGAUGUAAACCAUUAUCCUGUAGAAGGGGGCCACAGUGUUCCUGUUGCUGCUGGUGCAGGUGAUACUAACAUCUGUGGGGGUAUAGUUCAAUUGUACUGGGAUAAUAUUUUGGGGAGAUGUUUGGAUUUCAGUGAACAAGUUCGCCAGACUGCACUUAAGAUUGUGGAGAUAGUGCUACGUCAAGGUCUGGUUCAUCCUAUCACUUGUGUUCCAUACCUUAUAGCACUUGAAACAGAUCCUCAAGAGUUGAACUCAAAGUUGGCGCAUCAUUUAUUGAUGAAUAUGAAUGAGAAGUAUCCUGCUUUUUUUGAAAGCCGGUUGGGGGAUGGCCUUCAGUUAUCAUUUAUAUUCAUGCAAUCCUGCAGUGUUUCUCCUGAAAAUCUAAACCAAAAACUCCAAUCUAGAGCUGCUGGAAAUUUGAAGGGAAAACCUGAAGGUGGCUCUCUCGUUCAAGCAAGGAUUGGAGUUUCCCGAAUCUACAAGCUUAUUCGUGGAAACCGUGUUUCAAGGAACAAAUUUAUGUCUUCAAUAGUUCGCAAAUUUGAUAAUCCAACCUGGACCAAUUCAGUUAUUCCAUUUUUGAUGUACUGCACAGAAGUACUUGCUAUGCUGCCAUUUACAUCUCCUGAUGAACCCCUUUAUUUGAUAUACGCUAUAAAUCGGAUAAUACAGGUUAGAGCUGGAGCACUUGAAGCAAAUAUGAAAGGCUUAAUUUUACAUUUGUCACAAAGAAAUUCCCGAAAGUUGCCUCAUGAAAAUGGGGUAAUUCAACAAGAGCCAGCUCAGCCUGUUCUCUAUCAUAUGCCCACAAUGAAUUUGAAUGGGAUGAUGCAGCAAGAUCUAGUUGUGCAGCCUGAUUUGACUCCUUUGACAUCAUUUGAUUUGAAUGGAACAGUUCAGGAAGAGCCUCAUUUGGUCUUGAACCCUAUUGCUUUAAGAGAACCAAAGAUGGAUAGGAUGAGCUCAGCUGAUUCUUUCAGCAUCUCGAAAAAUGAUGAGGAGAAAAUCCAGGUUGAUUGUCUUUGGGCAAUUGCUUUGCAGCUUCUUUUGAAGCUCAAGAGGCAUCUAAAAGUUGUGUAUAGCCUGAAUGAUGCCCGCUGCCAGGCUUUCUCUCCAAACGAACCCCCAAAAUCUGGGGAAGUUCUCUCAAGGCAGAAUAUUCCAUUUGACAUCAGUGAAACAUCGACUAGUGUGCCAUCCACAUAUCGGGAUUUGGUGCAGAGAUAUCAGGAGUUUAAGAGUGCUUUAAAGGAAGAUGCUGUUGAUUACUCCACUUAUACUGCAAACAUCAAGAGGAAGCGCCCUACCCCUAGGAAGACAAAAUAUGGACGUAUGAAUGGAGAUGAUGAUGAUGAUGAUGAUGAUGAAGAUUUUGAUUGGACAGGAGGGGUUCGGAGACAAAGUGGUAGUGGCAGGAGAGGUAACUACAAUAGAGCAGGUAGGCAGCGAUCAUAGCUUUUGUAAAUAUGAAAUAGUUAGGCUAACAUGUACAUUUACGUCGGAGAAAUGGAAAAGCAAUAGAAUAGCAUGACAGCAAAAAGAAAAGAAUUCUGGAAAUAGAAGGAAACAAAAAAAAUAAAAGAAAGAAAGAAUGAGGUCCGGGGAUAUGCAGGUUCUAUUUAGUAUGGGCCUGCAGGGCACUUUCACAAUCCGUUUCCAUUUUGAAAUUUGCUCAAUAUGUUUUGACUACAUUCUUUUCUGUCAAUGAAAUUCAAGAUUUUUGUAUCA
Hevea brasiliensis (rubber tree) is the source of this 5999-nucleotide messenger RNA. RefSeq names its product sister chromatid cohesion protein SCC2-like. The transcript has 28 exons. Bases 222 to 5726 code for a protein of 1834 amino acids. NCBI's taxonomy places the organism in Eukaryota, Viridiplantae, Streptophyta, Magnoliopsida, Malpighiales, Euphorbiaceae. The record is from RefSeq and is a predicted model, not a curated record. Gene Ontology annotation, molecular function: chromatin binding. Gene Ontology annotation, biological process: regulation of gene expression; establishment of protein localization to chromatin; replication-born double-strand break repair via sister chromatid exchange. Gene Ontology annotation, cellular component: Scc2-Scc4 cohesin loading complex.